Molecule: messenger RNA, 546 nt
Organism: Gilbertella persicaria
Lineage: Eukaryota; Fungi; Mucoromycota; Mucoromycetes; Mucorales; Choanephoraceae
Exons: 3
Coding region: 1-546 (181 amino acids)
Biological process (GO): lipid biosynthetic process; protein N-linked glycosylation
Cellular component (GO): intracellular membrane-bounded organelle; endoplasmic reticulum membrane
Molecular function (GO): dolichyldiphosphatase activity
Source: RefSeq, a predicted model, not a curated record
AUGACAUUUCAUGAAAGUCAUGCACUUGCGUCCAUCUCAUUAACUCAUGUCUAUUUCAAUCCACAAGACAAGAUAUCAUAUGCAUUAGCUUACAUUACACUUGCACCCAUCGCUAUUCUUGUGUUUUAUGCAUCCGUCAUUGUGUCAAGACGCGAAGUGGCUGGUAUUCUAAUGCUAUCAGGGCAACUUGCUAAUGAAGCCCUUAAUUACAUCUUGAAAGAAUGGAUUGAACAAGAAAGACCUCAUGCUCACUUGGGUGAUGGUUAUGGUAUGCCUUCAAGUCACUCACAGUUUAUUUGUAUCUAUUUAGGUUAUCAUACACUAAGUCAAGUAUGGAUUGGAUCCAGUAUUGGUAUUGUAUUUGGCAUACUCUGGUAUUCAGUUGUCAAUGUACUUCAUUCUAUGGGGCUCAUUGAACGUCUGCUGAACACCUAUGUGGCAAGAAAGUUGUAUUUAAGGGAUAUGGGAUUCAUUCAAAAUGUAGCACAAUGGGAAUAUCAGCAAUGGCUGCAACUAAGAAGCACAAACAAACACAAACAGCACUGA